This is a messenger RNA of Brettanomyces nanus, 1056 nucleotides long. RefSeq lists its product as uncharacterized. Bases 1 to 1056 code for a protein of 351 amino acids. The transcript has a single exon. Gene Ontology annotation, molecular function: L-iditol 2-dehydrogenase (NAD+) activity; zinc ion binding. Lineage: Eukaryota; Fungi; Ascomycota; Pichiomycetes; Pichiales; Pichiaceae. The record is from RefSeq and is a predicted model, not a curated record. Gene Ontology annotation, biological process: D-sorbitol catabolic process.
AUGUCUAAUCCAUCUGUCGUCUUGAGAAAGAUCCACGAUAUUGGCUUCGAGAACAGGCCUGUUCCGGAGAUCAAGGAUCCUCAUUUUGUCAAGAUUGCUAUCAAAUGCACCGGUAUCUGCGGUUCUGAUUAUCACUACUAUGAAACUGGUAGUUGCGGAUCGUUCGUUGUCAAAGAGCCUAUGGUUCUUGGUCAUGAAUCUGCUGGUGUUGUUGUUGAGAUUGGUGAUGCUGUCGAACACUUGAAAGUUGGUGAUAGAGUUGCCUGUGAGCCUGGUGUUCCAUCAAGAUACUCCCAGGAGUACAAGUCCGGCCAUUACAAUUUAUGUCCACACAUGGCUUUUGCUGCAACUCCUCCAUACGAUGGUACUUUAUGCAAAUACUACUUGCUUCCAGAAGAUUUCUUAGUCAAGUUGCCAGAUCAUGUUUCAUUGGAAGAGGGCGCAUUGGCCGAGCCUUUGUCGGUUGGUGUGCACUCCAACAAGCAGAUUGGUACUAAAUUCGGUGAUAGAAUACUUGUGAUCGGUGCUGGUCCGGUCGGUCUUCUAGCUGCCGGUGUUGCUAGAGCUUUUGGUGCUACUAAAGUUUUGAUUUUGGAUAUUUCUCAAACGAGAUUAGCAUUCGCUUUGGAACACAACUAUGCUACUCACGCUUACAAUACCAAGGGUAAGUCCGAAUCUGAUGUGCUUGCAUACAUCAAAAAGCAUUGGAAUGGGGAAUUGCCGACUGGUGCCAUCGAGGCUACUGGUGUUCCAGCAUGUAUCGCUAUGGCCAUCAAUUUAUUAGAUAAGGGCGGAAGAUACGUCCAGGUUGGUAUGGGUCCAAGUGCUGUAGACGGCUUCCCAAUUGCGAAAGUGGGUGAAAACGAAAUCACCGUGUUUGGUAGCUUUAGAUACUGUGUCGAUGAUUACAAGACUUCUAUUGCGUUGAUUGCAGAUAAAAAGAUCAAUGUCAAGCCUUUCGUUACUCAUAGAUUUACCUUUAAGCAGGCAAUUGAUGCCUACAAGUUCUUUGGCGAAGGUAAGGCCAUCAAGAUCAUGAUUGCCGGUCCAGAGUAA